Pygocentrus nattereri (red-bellied piranha) is the source of this 3446-nucleotide messenger RNA. RefSeq names its product protein FAM126B. Gene Ontology annotation, cellular component: plasma membrane. Bases 521 to 2227 code for a protein of 568 amino acids. Lineage: Eukaryota; Metazoa; Chordata; Actinopteri; Characiformes; Serrasalmidae. Gene Ontology annotation, biological process: phosphatidylinositol phosphate biosynthetic process; protein localization to plasma membrane. The record is from RefSeq and is a predicted model, not a curated record. The transcript has 13 exons.
UCUCGUGGCCGCGUAAUCGAGUCACCUGCUCACCUGACCAAUAGAGGCUUCCGCCCUCUUACCGACAGCCAAUAGGAGCGCAGGACGCGCGUCAGCCUGCAGAGCUGCGAGUUGGCAAGGAGAGAGCGAGGGAGAAGGAGGGGAAGAUAGAUGCAAACACUGGAGGAUUCUGUCGUCUAAACGUCCACAGAGGCCGCUCUGUAUGCCGACAUAGUCCCGUUAAGGGCCUUUUAGAGUCGCCUCAGCAGGAAUGGUAUUCCUCAGAGCUUCGACGGUCGCCGUGUGGGGUCUUGGUUAUUAGCAGCUCCCACUGCAGAGUGAAGGAGGAGCGGAGGAGCUGAAGCUUGCUGAAGCCUGUCCUCUUCAUAUGAGCCUUCUUCGUCCCUGCAGCAUCUACACCAGCACCAGGCAGCCCACCGGUUGUUCGACCAGCGAUCAGUAGAUCAACAGACAAGAUGAAGAGUCAGAGUCAGGUCCUUCCUCCUCUACACCACUGAAGCCUGAGUGAGUGAGGUGGACCAUGCUCUGUCCAGAGCGUGGCGUGGUGGAGGAAUGGCUCUCAGAAUUCAAGACGUUACCUGAUGAUCUGAUCCCUGGCUAUACAUGCCGUUUGCGUCUGAAGAAAGGCUUGGUGCCUGCUCUGUAUGCUGUUAUCCAGGAGCACCCCAGCAGUGAGCUCUUGGCCCCGGUGUGUCACCAGCUGUUUGAGCUGUACCGGAGCACAGAGGUGGGCCUGCGCCGUUUCACUUUGCAGUUCCUGCCUGAGCUUAUCUGGGUGUACCUGCGCCACACUGCCAGCAGGGAGCGCCAUCGAAAUGGCUGUGUAGAGGCCUUGCUGCUGGGCAUUUAUAACCUGAUUGUGGACAGUAAGGGAAACAGCAAGCUUUUGUCGUUCACUAUACCCUCUCUCUCAAAGCCUUCUAUAUAUCAUGAGCCCUCCAGUUUAGGAUCCAUGGCAUUGACAGAGGGAGCUCUAAGCCAGCAUGACCUGAUCAGAGUGGUGUACAGUGGCCUGCUGCCCCAGAGAGAAACCUUCACCUCUCAGAACAGGUUUGAGGUGCUGUCGUUCCUCAUGCUCUGCUACAACUCUGCUGUGGUCUACAUGCCUGCAUCCUCCCACCAAUCAGCCUGCAGAACGAGCUCACGAUUGUGUGUGUGCGGUUACCCACGGCAACAGCAGAAGUUAUGGAGGGAGCCCUGCAACCGUGUGCGUCUGGACCCGGAGUUCAUGGUGCAAAUGCUGACAGCAGUUUAUCAUGCAAUCUACAAUGGCCAGUGGGAACUCGGCAGAGAAGCUUUGGAGGACAUCUUGUAUAGAGCACAGCUAGAACUUUAUGCCCAGCCAUUACUGGUAGCGAAUGCUAUGAAUCGAUCUUUGCCACCUCGACCGCCGGAGGGCACUAGGAAUCUUUUGGAGGUAGACGUGACCCCCACAACCAAACGUGUAUCUCAAACAGCCAUCACUGCUGCUUCCAUCCGCAGACUUCGCUGGAAACGAGAGGAUCGUUUUGAUUUUUCGACCACGGCCGAUUUCUACGCCUUCAUCGCUCCCAGCCGAUACUCUCCCCCUGGAAAACCAGCCAAUCCUGUGCCACAUGGGUGGACAAAGUGCACCAUCCAUCUGACUAUGCGAGGGGAUGCUGAUGGUGUGAGUUGUGGAGAGGACUCCUUUGACCCUGACGAGGGCUUCUCCUCAGGGGCAUCCAGUAGCAGUCAGCCCAGCAGUGUUAAGCGAGACUGGACGGCUGGAGCUCGAGGGUCCCGGGACCCUACAGUACGGCACAGAGAGAAUGCGGCGGCCGACACACGAGCAGCCCUACGAAGACUUCAUCAGCGUCACCAAUCCCCCCCCCCCGCCAUCACCCUCCACACUGCAGAGAGCAGCCGCAGCCCCAGCCCCAGCACAACCAGGAGAUUCCUGGACCCUCAUUACAUUCCCCCCUUUGCUGGCCCUCCGCCCAGAACUGGUAGCACGUCCUCCAGUAAGUCUCUAGACUGCACUGGCCUCAACGGCUCAUCAGGGCCCACUGAUAGCUUGUCGCUUGGCAGCCUCAGUGCAGAUAGAGCCCACUGUUUAUCUGCUAUUAGCCUGCAGGAAGAGCAGCUUGGCCGGGCAACGAGGAGCCAGGAUGUCCUCUCGCCAGGAAGCCCCUUUUCUUCUGGAAGCCCUCUGUCCAAACAGUCCCGCUCAUCCAGUUUUAAUAUGCAGAUAAUAUCGCAGGUGUAGUUAGCUUUGCAAGGUGUGUGUGUGUGUGUGUGUGUGUGUGUGUGUGUGUGUGUGUGUGUGUGUGUGUGUGUGUGUGGUAGAGCUUAAUCUGGCCUGAAAUACAGUCUAAGAAUUUUCUAAGCCCAAAGCACAAAAUUUUGAGUCUCAACUCAACCGGAGUACAACAGAAUUCAAUUCAAAACUGAUCCAAAUGGUAUCAGCAAGUUUUAGACAGAAACAGACCAGAGUACAACAAAAAUCUGUUACAAACUGGACUGAACCAGCCCAUCUACACCUAAAGUGCUGAGUAAAACCUGACCUUAGAUCUUGGAUUUUAAAAAAGGAUAUGACUGUCAAAAAUGAAGUUACAAUCCCAUUUUAAAAAUAUAUGAAAAAGUCCUCUGAAACAACAUCCUUAAGUUUGGAUAAACUUUCUUACUUUCUUUCCUCCAUUUUCUCUCUCGUAUCGGUGCUAAAUUCAUGAGUUCAAACUAAAGAGGGGGAAAUGCAGAGUAAAAUCUGUAAAUCUGUAAAAACUUGAAAUUUGAGCCUGACCCCAGCCCGAGACAUUUAUGAAAUGAUGUCUGAAUCUGACAGAACCUGACAUUUAGUUUGGUCCUAUCAGGUUGGGACAAAUCAUUCAAGCUCUAGUGUGUGAAUGUGUUAUAGGAGUAUUGCGGAAAACUAAAGUAUAACAUGCAUGAUGAGCAUGUCAUUCCCUGCGUGUGUUAAUGGGUGUAAAAUGUUUCACAGUGUGCAUCUGAAGGAGUGCGUGUGGGUGGGGGUGUGUGUGUGGGUGUGCAUGUUUGUGUACAUAUAUGUGAGUAAUUUACACUGACUUCAUUAUGCACUGGUGGUUUGUGUGGAGGAAAAUAAGUGUUUUGCACAGUACUUCCCCUUGUGGACAUGUUGAGAAGUGCACAUGGUUUCAGACUGUUUUUAAUGUGCCAUAAACAUAGCUAUAUCAAGAGGAGUAACAACUCACCAACUCUGCUGUAUCCGAACAAUGGAUUCAAGAACUGACAAUCAUGUGAAUCAAAUGCUGAGUGGCCUGACAAUGCAUGAUCCAAAGACUUAUCUGUAAGACUGCAGGAGGUAUUAAAGAAGCUUCUUCCAUUUCAGUGUCAUAAAACGAUACCCGUGCUCCUGAUCCAUCCAGAUAAACUGAAAUGUGCACAGCCUCGAAGAACCCAUGGAAAAGCUCCCAGUAAAUUGUGCAAUGAGAUAUAUAUAUAUAUAU